Molecule: messenger RNA, 8712 nt
Organism: Dufourea novaeangliae
Lineage: Eukaryota; Metazoa; Arthropoda; Insecta; Hymenoptera; Halictidae
Product: vacuolar protein sorting-associated protein 13A-like
Exons: 45
Coding region: 124-8643 (2839 amino acids)
Biological process (GO): protein retention in Golgi apparatus; protein targeting to vacuole
Cellular component (GO): extrinsic component of membrane
Source: RefSeq, a predicted model, not a curated record
ACAGGCAAUGUAUCAUCGAACUUCCUGGCGAUAGACUUUGAGAAGAAUGGAGAAAACGUGGAUCCAACUUUUGAUCUGUCAUUAAAGCUGGAACCCCUUGAAGUCACUUAUUACCAUCAUUCCAUGAUAGAAAUUAUACAGUUCUUCAAGCUGAAUGAUGCAAAUAUUCGGACCACGAUUCUGUGGAUGUGUAAGCUGUACGAAUACAUUAAAGGGAACUUUUUGGUCCUGGUGGACAGUAUCGUGUCGCAGACACUUCGAAUUAGUUUCAAGAUUGACAUUAAAGGACCGUACGUAGUGUUCCCUGAACACGGAUCGAUACAAAAAGGUGGGCACAUUCUUGUCGUGGAUUUUGGUAAUAUGACGGUCUCCAACGAACUUCAAGCAACCAAUCUGCAACUCGAAGACGCGACGCUCAUGGAACUGGAGGAAUUGCUUUAUGACAGGAUACACUUUGUAUUUUCUGGCGAACAAGUGUUAUUUUGUCACUCAGGUGAUGAUUGGAGAUCAGCCAGAAAAAAGAAGGACUCUGAGUAUCACUUUAUACCGAAAAUACAAACAAACACAACUAUUUCGUACAGUAUAAAACCGGAAUAUUAUCAGUUACCAAGGACCAAGGUGAACGUUUCAAUUUCAAGCAUCAAGUUCAACUUGUCGGAAAACAAGAUACAAAUGAUUGUACACUUUUUAAAUUUAUUGUUGUUGGCCUAUCAACAAAAUGUCGACAAAUGCGACGACAAUUGGAAGCCAUGCACCUCCGAGAAGAGUCCGGAUGAGGUCCUUGUGUCGAUUAAAAAAUUGAAAAAUGUGCAACGCAGUGUGUGUAUGCUAUCAAUUGGGACGUUACAAAAUAAACUGAAUCACGUUACCAAAGAACUUUUGACUAAUAAUGUGCAAAAGCAGAAACUUGAUAGGAGUGUGGUGUCCUCGGAAGUCAGCGAAGAAGAUUUGGAAUUACUAUCCAAGACUAUCAAUUUAUCUGGCUUCGAUGACAAUGUGUCCCCGUGCAAUCACAUCAAUUUCUUACUGAGAUUCGCCAUUGGAGAGUUAUCAGUUCACUUGGUAAGCUUGAAUCACGGAAGAGAAGAGCCCUAUUUAAAUUUGAGAUUGCACGGAUUGUAUCUUGAAACAGCCUUAAUGGAAUACGGUCCUGCUAUUCAAUUUGGGAUAGGAUCUGUACUUUUAGUGGACAAAACUAACGCAGGAGUAACAGGAUCAUAUUUGGAGCUAAUAUCCACAGAAGAACCUCACGAAGUUCUUCUUCUGUCAUAUCGUAAGGUGAAGUCAAACUGUCCUGAUUUUAAAUCUCACUUCAAAAGCAUCGAACGAUCACUCGUCAUAAAUAUUCUCAACGUAAACAUAAAUCUUCAUAGGCCCGCGCUAUUAAAGCUCAAAGAAUAUUGGUAUAAUUUGACAAACACUUUCGAAGAGAACAAUCUCAUCGGUUUUGCAGAGAGACUAUUCCACAAUAUAGUACAGUGGAAACCGAAAGAAAACGAUCCACCUAUCCCUCCAGGUGCCAUUAAAUUGAAUUAUUCUGCAAGACUCAGCGCACUCGUUCUCCGAUUCUGUGACAAAGACUUGGAUUUGUUGGAAAUUCAAAUACUUGGAUUGGAGAACCAUUGCAUUUACAAUGCGAACGAAAGGAUGGUUUUACGUGCACAUCUCAGACAGUUACUUGUCGAAGACAUGAACCAGGAUACGCUGUAUUCGAAGCUUUUAACCACGGACGAGGAUAAAGUAUUUGACCUGAAAUAUGUCAGACACACGCCAAGAUUGUACGCGUGUCCCGACAUCGACACUAAACAGGACGACGUGAUGUCAGAUGGGACGUUUAAACUAUCCAUUGGACGAAUCAACUGUGUCCUUAUUUCUAAAAUAUUGCACGAUCUAAAGCAUUUUUUGGCGCCGUUCACUUUAACGUGCUACGUCCAUUCGAAAGAUUAUUUAAUUAAUAGAAUCAUAACAGGUGUCAAAGAGUUUAAAAGGAGCGCCACGAAACUGCAUAUUUUUAUCGACAUACAGGGCCCUAUAUUUUUACUGCCCCAAAGGAAAGACAGUCCCAGUCUUUUAGUAUUAAAUACAGGUGUUUUAUCGGUGGAAAAUUUUUUCAAGAAGAUCGAUCAAUCUGUUCAAAACAGCAAGAUCUCCGGCCAUGAUGGGAAUCAUUUAAUAAUCGACAAUAUCUUGGUGAAGCUGAAGAAUAUGACUAUAUCCAGAGCGAUCAUGACGCUCAGCAGAGAUCUGGAAAUACAAGAACCGAUCGUGGAGCCCGUGCACAUUCACUUCGACAUUAAACGAAAAACCGAGUAUCGUAGCGCGAUGGAGUUCCAAACGUACGGACUGUUCAACGUACAGGGCACGAUGGACUUUGUGUACAUUAAUCUUAGCCAGAAAGAUCUCAAGUCCAGUGUGCUGGUGUGGAAGGACAACAUCUCGAGGAUUAUACUAUUUAAAGAUGCACACGAGAACGAGACACGUUCCGCCGUGGAAGACCAGUUGUCGAAUCUCAAUCAGGAGGAUAUGAUGGUGAAGAAACUAGAAGAUUUUCUUACCCACAACGAGAACAGCGUGUGCGAAGUUAAUAUGAAACUAACCUUGGAAGGGCUGCAGUUGAAUUUGUUCUUAGACUCGGAAGAGGUAUUGAGUUCACCGGUUCGCGACUUGAAUCACGGCCUCUGCAGACUAACAUUCGGCGAGAUAAUUAACACUCACGCGUUCUACAGCGACAAGAGUAUGAAAAUGAAGCUGUCUCUUCAAAGUUGCAUUCUCCAAGACACCAGGAGGGACACUCAAGUCGUCAGGAAGAUAAUCCAAUCGCCAGCGAGGUUAAUAGGCGCAGAGUCCUGUAUAUCCGUCUCAAUGUCGCCGAUCGUCGACAUCGCGUACACUUGCGCUCCCGCCGGCGAGAAGUGUUUCGACGCGCUGGUUCAAGAUAUUCGAAUAAAUCUGUCGGUACCAUUCGUGAUGCAUCUGACACGGUACAUAAUGGACUCGCUUCCAGGUGAUCAGCCCGACGAAGGGAUCAUUAACCACGGAUACGAGAGCAACAGUCAAAGAAACAGGGAUGUUACCAGCGCAGAAACAGAUAGAUUAAGAUAUGCACAAUAUUUUAAGGAGGAACCAGCUGCCUCCGUGUCUGUGAGAAUACACAAGCCUGAGAUCUUGCUCUUCGGCGACCUGAAGGCAAGCAAUGCGCACCUGAUUCUGCUGCAAGCGGAAGUGACUAUCGAGAGUAGCAGGCACAGUUGCUCCUCGUCUAUUGUCUGCACGUUCACGGAUGUCCGUGCUAAAUCGAAGAAACAAGGGAAUUACUCGAAACAGACCCCCUAUUGGUUACUCUGUCCUUGCGACAUAGAGAUCUGCAGGAAAGAAAAAGCGCCAGAAUUCGAUGUCAACUACACGGUCACUGUCAAUGCGAUCGAUAUACAUCUCUCGGCCGAAAUUAUACACACGUUCAUCGAUAUAUUGAACGAAGCGACCAGUUUUCUGGACGGUAUGAAUAUAAAAACGGAGGGUAAAUCUUUUAAUCAAGACUUCAACGUACACUUCAACUUAUGGACACCGAAGAGGAUAUUGAAUGUACCGUACAAGAAAUCGAACGAUUAUGACUUGAAUCUGUUCUCCGAGUACAACGACAGAGUGGUCACCGUCACUCUGAAACCGCUGACGGUGUGUCUGUUGCUGGAGAUCGAAUACUCGACAGAAAGGCUGCCGGUUAUAAAGUUCGAGAGUAUUGUAACGGUCUCGAUCAACGAUUGGUUCAACGACUUCAAUUUUGAGUCCGGCAUUAAGCUCCAUGCGUUCUGUUACAACGCCGAUUGGAAAAGCUGGGAACCGUUAAUCGACUUGUGCUCGGACGACGAUACUAACUACAGAUCAUGGGAAUUAAUGAUAAAAAUGCGUCAUGGCGAAGCUUUCAUGAUCAAUUCCAGUUGGACCCACCCGUAUCAGUAUAUAAAACAGGAUUCAUUGAAAUCGAAAAAGAAGAGUCUGAAGAGUAUCGAUCAGGACUUCACGGACAUGGUUUUCAUAACUCCAGAUCACUUGACCGCGCCGAAACCGAGCGAAGCUGAAUUGUAUUCAAGAUACGAGGAGGAUUCGGACACUGACGACGACGAGGGUCAGAAGAAAUUAUUGCGAACAUCCAACUAUUUGUUUAACAGUAACAGCAGCGGAGAGGAUGACAGUGAUAGCGGUGACUCGAGCACAAACGAGGACGAAGGAUUGGAAUUAACACCGGAAUGUAACGCUGAUUCGUGUGAGCAAACUUUACCGAUUAAAUCGAAUGACUUGGCAGUGUACAUCACCGUGUCAGCAGAGGACAAACUGAAUCUCAUAGUCACACCGAACCUGAUCGCUGUCACGGAUAUCAUUAUGAAUGCUUUUCACCAGGCCACUAGCGGGAUACCAAUAAUACCGUCUAGUGUGAAGAAACUGAAUCUCCACAAUGAUAUCGGUCACGAGAGUCGCAUAGAACUGCUUGUUUCGGACGAUGGGAAUAAUAAAAAUGGAACUCGAGUUAUAGCGAGUCAAGAAUAUCAUAACAUAAAUUCACCAGUGAGUGCUCCGAGCAGCCCAGAAAUAGAACACCAAUCGGGCCCUGAUAAUUCCCGAUGGGUAGAGAAUGAAAUGGACUUCGCGGAUCCGAACAAAAACAUGCAGAGUCACACGACACCGAUCGACGAAAUAUUCCAAGAUGAUUCUUCCAUCAGAAUAUACAAGACGAUCACAGGGGAAAUAUUGCGUGUUACUUUUCAAGGAUUCGACGAUGUAUUGGUGUACUGUCCCACGAGACAGGGCUGUAAUUUGAUCCCACUGCGACCCGUCAGACACGAGGUUCGCUAUCAUCUGGUGAUCGAUGCUACAAUCGACAAUUAUUUACAUCGCACGAUCACCGUCCGAUCGCCGUUACAGUUCAGAAAUGAAACGUCCUACGCGUUGAGUCUGUAUUACAAGAAAUCACUGAUGGACAAAUUCGGAUUGACUUGCGUCGGCGAACCCACGAACCCCUUUGACGACAACAUUCGAAUGACAAUCAUCGAACCUGACUCCACAUACAAUAUUCCAUUAUACAUAGCCUAUCAUUUUCCUGUACAUAUACUGCCCGCUUAUUUAGAGAAGUAUCAUGUCAGCGAAGAGGGAAUUUAUUGGAAAGAACUGAGCGUAUCGAUGAACGUGGCCAAGGAUGUUUAUUGCAAGAUGAAGGAAGAUGAAAGUGAUUCUGUGUUCUGUGUCAAAGUGUCUUGCAACGAAGUCCCGUUGAUCACAAGACCGAGUUGUCAAGUGCCAAAUUACUUGAUAAGCAUUCACUCACCUCUUAUUUUCAACAAUCAACUACCGUUCGUUAUAGAUGUCACCAUACCAUCUAUUAAUUACGAAGUGAAGAUAGAACCGGGCGAGAAGAUCAAUAUGCAUUCCCUGAAUUGUAACAACGAUAUCCAAUUUGUAUUUAAGAUUCAGAACUAUUUGGGCGGAUACUGGACCGGUACAGCGAAACUGAACACUAACUUAGAAAGGAAAUUUAUUUUAAUGACAGCAGACAGCGAAUCCGAGUUAACCAAACCAUUUCUGUUGAGUAUCGAACUAUGCAAGAUCACGAGUUGGCACAUUGUUAUUCAAUCGCAAUACUGGAUCAUAAAUAAGUCUGGAUUGCCUUUGUAUAUUCAGGAGUGUCAUUCUCACAUAAUCAACGAGAUUCCUGAGGAAGAACUGAUAGUAUUUUCCCAGAAAAAUAACAAGAAAGGCACAGUCAGAUUGAGGGCCCAUCAGUCUGAAUGGUCGCUGCCGUUUGGUCUCGACGGAAUCACUUCAAUGUCUCUGAUCGUGUGCAAGGACACGGAGCGAGGCAGAAAAUACAGAAUAUUAACAGAAAUCGAAAGCUCUCGUUUAUCCAAUUUCACAAAAAUCAUAACGUUUCUGCCGUAUUUCUGUAUUAAUAACAAAACAAAGAGAACUCUUCGAUUCAUGGAAGAGAACGAUCAAGCUGACUUGUGGAACGACCUUCUACCUGGGCAAACAAUGCCAUUCUGGCCGGUCACAGAGUCAAUGACGAUGAGGAUAAAAUGGAGGAACAGUCAAUUGGUGUCUCAACAUUUUAGUAUUACGUAUAUAGGAAAGACAGUAUUAAGAAUGGAUAAUGGCUCAGCCAUCAGUGUGGAAAUCGACGGCGGUAUCAACUCUCCUUAUAAUGUUACAUUCCAAAAAUGCGUACCCGGUGACAUACCGGUGAGGAUAGACAAUUUCUGUAAUGAUCUAUUUUUAAAAGUCAGUCAACACAAACUGGGACAGGUGGCACUAGUAAAUCCCUUUCAAAGCCUGUUGUACACCUGGGAUGAUCCUACAGAGCCUAGAGAACUUAUGUGGAAUGUUUACAACAAUAAGAAAACCGGAUAUAAUGCUCAGUUCCAGAAGGAUGGAUACGGUCAAGAAGUUGUACCUCUUGUAAUUGUGGACCCAUGCAACAGUGUAUCGUCGUCCAUUUGUUCGUUUAAACACAACAAUAAAUCUACAUGGCUGGAGAAUAAAUCCGCGAGUUUCAGCGGUAGCGAGAGCAACGUCUGCGAGGAGGACGUGAAAUCACCAACGUUGAAAGGUCCACAGACAGAAAACACUAUUGUUUACUGGGUGAGCUACAUGGAGGGCAAUCAAAGGGUUCUAUUGUUCACCCAGCACGAGGCGGUAUUUUUGAAAGCAAAGAGUAUUAUCGACCCCGAGCCGAGCAAACAAGAAAUAUUCUUCUCCAUUGCUGGCAUUGGUAUCAGUAUUGUAACAAAAUCAAAUGAAGUUUUGAAAGAGUUAGUACAUGCGAACGUGACGAACUCUGCGGCUCAUUGGGAACUUUACUUUGGUAAAAAAUGGAAAAGUUUGUCCUUAGAAUUGAGUGCUUGGAUAGAGAACAAGUAUGUAAAUUCGUGUAAAAAGGCCCAGUUAGACAAUUUAAUUGACGUCGACCUUGUAAAAAUGCACAUGACCAAGCCGUUCUUUGGCAAGCUGAGGAGGACCUAUUCCCCAGGAAUUUGGUUACACUGCAGGAAAUCGGUGACGUUGACCCACUUACAAGGCUAUGUGCAUAGAAUACAGGUUGACAAUCAAAUCCGUAAUACGACGUUCCCUGUGGUUUUGUACUCGAAUUUACAGAAGAGUGUUAUCAAUUACGCGGGGAACCACAAGUUAAAGCAUUGCAUAGAGUUUAACUGUUUGAAGCAAAGAAAACUAAAUUAUAAUAUUUACAAAGGUAUCUGUGUUAUAGUCCGAGAAUUCGACUUGAAUCUACAGGAAGGCUUCCUUGUUUCGUUAAUCGAUCUGAUACCGAAGAGACCGGUGACUAAGUAUUCAAUUGCCGUGAAACUGCGAAAGGACGUUUCGAGUGUUCGUAUUUUGCCUUCCGACAAAAGUAACAAUAAUUCAGUUGUUAAAAAGAGAAAUUUAAUAGAGCACAUGUAUAUUUCGCCGAUCCUAAUACGUUUAAUAUUGUUGGCGGACACAGAGAGACCGACUAUUUAUAAUAUUAGCGAUAUCGCAGAUUACAAAAAUAUUGUUAGAUUUAUUUUUGAAUACUCCGAGAAUGGAAGCUCCGAGAAGCAUGCUGAAUUCAGACUUCCUUGUUAUCAAAGAAACUUUAUCACUGUUAACGACACGGAACUUCUGGUUGAUCUUCUACGGUCUUGCGAGGCUCAGGCUAUGCAACAAUUUCAGGUGUUAAUUCGCUCGACCACCGUUUUAGGAAACCAAUACGGCUACAACUUCAAGUCCCCAGGGGAGAACUUUUACGAAUCGAACGCGUUGAUUCUGUGCGGAGACGAAGUAGCCGAGAAACUGAGCCACGAAGUAGCAUGUCAAUUGGGCUAUGCCACAGUAGACUCUAUACAGUCGUCUGUGUUUAAUUUUAAUUUUGAACUUCCCGUGGUUUCAUCCAAGACGAAAGAGCCGUGCUUUCAGAACAAGGAUGUACCCCCUUUGAAUCCUCUGAUCCGUACCUCAUUUUCUACAGAGAUCGAACUAGAAACAUGCAGCCUAGUGACUGCGUUUAUAAAUAGUAUUCAUCAAGAAGAGUUAAAGUAUUUCUUCAGAACCUUAGGAAAGAAAACAUCAAUAUUUUUUAAUACUGAAAGUUCCUCCCUAAAAGCUUAUUCGAAAGUGAUAGCAGAUAUCAUAAAAAGGGCACAAGAAAUAGGUCAUAAGUUUAUAUCUCGAAUACGCUUACCACGUUACGUGAAUCCAUACAAGGGUGUCGAGAUAUUCUCAGUGCAUAAGGCGAAAGGGAUGCAUAUGCUGACCGUGAUAAAUAAGAAUCCUUGUGCGGACGCAGACACAUAUUGGGCCCACGCUGCUCUGUCCAAUGACGGGAAACACAUAGCUCUCGUUUCAUUGCAGCGAUUAUACUUCAUUGAAAAAGGAUGCGUAUGGGGAUCCCUGAACGUAAAAUGGACUCUAGAAACUCAACAAAUGCUAUCACCUCCGACUGUGGUUAAUAAUAAACUUAUCUUACAUGUGAACAAGAAUGAAGACAGUUUAUCGCCCAUGGUGGACUGGUACUUGGAGAGCGAGGCAACGGAUAUUCUGGAGUGGCUGUGCCAGAAAAUAAAUAUAGCCAUGAUCUUGAACAUGGAGAACGGUAUAUGUUCAAACCAAGUUGUGUAACUGGAACCCAAAACUAUAAAAGAAAGAUCAUUGUAUAUUUAAAUUAAUCAGGCACAAUAAAUUCUCCAA